Messenger RNA from Mastomys coucha (southern multimammate mouse), 4611 nucleotides. It is a transcript of the gene Zfat, whose product is annotated as zinc finger and AT-hook domain containing. Gene Ontology annotation, molecular function: DNA-binding transcription factor activity, RNA polymerase II-specific; RNA polymerase II cis-regulatory region sequence-specific DNA binding. The transcript has 11 exons. The record is from RefSeq and is a predicted model, not a curated record. Gene Ontology annotation, biological process: regulation of DNA-templated transcription. The coding region runs from base 213 to 3377 and encodes 1054 amino acids. Lineage: Eukaryota; Metazoa; Chordata; Mammalia; Rodentia; Muridae.
UACGUAGGCGUCGGAUCCCCGGGGAGAGGAGGGCGAAGACUCCAUCCGCCAUGUUGGAUGCCGCAGAUUCGCCAUAACCUCUACGGCUCUUUCCCUAAAAAAAUAAAAAUAAAGAGCGAAGUUUCCUCAGGGUGUCCGACCUUCUCGCUCGGCACGGGAGAGAGCCAGGAAGAGCCCGGGGCUUUUUUUUCCUCCGCCGUGGGGACGUUGCCAUGGAGACGCGGGCGGCAGAGAACACAGCCAUCUUCAUGUGUAAAUGCUGUAAUCUUUUCUCACCAAAUCAGUCAGAACUCAUGACCCACGUUUCUGAGAAGCAUGGGGAAGAAGGGGUCAAUGUGGAUGAUGUCAUCAUUCCCCUCAGGCCUCUGAACACUCCAGAAAACCCCAAUCCAAGCAAGGGUGGAGAUGAGUUUUUUGUUAUGAAGAGAAAGAGAGGCAGGCCUAAGGGUUCCACAAAGAAGCCCAGCACUGAAGAGGAGGUGGUAGAAAACCUUGCAAGCCCCUGUGAGGACGGUCCCCUGGCUCCAGAGGAAGGGAGCAGACUGUCCCCUAGCAGCCUGGAGUGUAGCAAGUGCUGCCGGAAGUUCUCCAACACACGCCAGCUGCGCAAGCACAUCUGCAUCAUUGUGCUGAAUCUGCGUGAGGAGGAUGGAGAUGCAGGUAACGAGUCAGACCUUGAUCUAGAAAAGACAUACAAAGAAGAUGAUCGAGAAAAGGCUUCAAAAAGACCCCGGGCUCAGAAAACAGAGAAAGUCCAGAAGAUCCCAGGAAAGGAGGCAGGGCAGCUUUCUGGAGCGAAGAAACCCAUCAUCAGCGUGGUCUUAACUGCUCAUGAAGCAAUUCCAGGUGCUACCAAGAUUAUCCCAGUGGAGGCUGGGCCCCCCGAAACAGGAGCACCCCCUCCUGAGACUACUGCAGCAGACCUGGUGCCGCGGAGAGGGUACCAAGAAUACGCCAUCCAGCAGACCCCAUAUGAGCAGCCCAUGAAGUCAAGCAGGUUAGGUCCCACCCAGCUGAAGAUCUUCACUUGUGAGUACUGCAAUAAGGUGUUUAAGUUCAAGCACUCGCUGCAGGCCCACCUGAGGAUCCACACUAACGAGAAGCCAUACAAGUGCUCCCAGUGCAGCUAUGCCAGUGCCAUCAAGGCCAACCUCAACGUUCACUUGCGCAAGCACACUGGAGAGAAGUUCGCCUGUGACUAUUGCUCCUUCACCUGCCUCAGCAAGGGCCACCUCAAGGUGCACAUCGAGCGGGUACACAAGAAAAUCAAACAGCAUUGCCGCUUCUGCAAGAAGAAGUACUCAGAUGUCAAGAACCUUAUCAAACACAUCCGGGACAUGCAUGACCCGCAGGAAAAGAAGGUCAAGGAGGCCUUAGACGAGCUCCGCCUAAUGACGAGGGAGGGCAAGCGGCAGCUGCUCUACGACUGCCACAUCUGCGAGCGCAAGUUCAAGAAUGAGCUAGACCGAGACCGCCACAUGCUGGUUCAUGGGGACAAGUGGCCCUUUGCAUGCGAACUCUGUGGCCAUGGGGCUACUAAGUACCAGGCCCUGGAACUGCAUGUCCGAAAGCAUCCCUUUGUGUAUGUCUGUGCUAUAUGUCUCAAGAAGUUUGUCAGCUCCAUCAGGCUGCGCGCCCAUAUCCGAGAGGUGCAUGGGGCGGCCCAGGAGACCUUGGUAUUUACCAGCUCCAUCAACCAGAGUUUCUGCCUCCUGGAGCCGGGUGGGGACAUCCAGCAGGAAGCCUUGGGGGACCAGCUACAGCUGGCAGCUGAGGAAUUUGUGUGUCCAGAAAUUGAUGUACACAAAGAGGAGGCUUGUCCUGGGGAAGCUCAGCCUGAGGUGGGGCUGAGGGAGUUGGAGGCCCCUGGAGACACACAUGCCCCACCUGUGCCCUUGGCCACCCCCCAGAGUGAAAGUGUUCCCCUGUCCCCCUGCAAACUAGAAACCACUGUGGUCUCCUCUGACCUCAACUCUCUUGGAGUGGUUUCAGAUGAUUUUUUACUGAAAAAUGAUACCUCCUCUGCUGAGCCUCAUGCUACUGCCAGGGCAACCUCGGACACACAGCAUCGAAACUCAGCCCAGCCUCAGGGUGAAGAAGUCACAAUGCUGCUGGCCAAGGCCAAAAGUGCUGGACCAGACCCAGAGAGCCCUCCGGGUGGAGGGCAGAACAUGGUCAGUCUGCCAGCCAGUGAAUCUGACUCUAACAGGUGUCUCAGGGCAAACCCAGCAGAGGCCUCAGACCUCCUUCCUACAGUGGCUGAUGGAAGGGACCUUAGUGCGUGCCAGCCUGACUCCUGCACACCGUCCUCUGAGCACCACCCUGGCAGCACAGCAUUCAUGAAGGUCCUGGACAGUCUCCAGAAGAAGCAGAUGAACACCAGUCUUUGCGAGCGGAUCCGGAAGGUUUAUGGAGACCUGGAGUGUGAAUACUGCGGCAAACUUUUUUGGUACCAAGUGCAUUUUGACAUGCAUGUCCGCACCCACACCCGGGAACAUCUGUAUUAUUGCUCCCAGUGUCACUAUUCUUCCAUCACCAAAAACUGCCUUAAACGCCAUGUAAUUCAGAAACACAGUAACAUCUUGCUGAAGUGUCCCACUGACGGCUGUGACUACUCGACUCCAGAUAAAUAUAAGCUGCAGGCCCAUCUUAAAGUUCACACAGAGCUGGACAAAAGGAGUUAUUCUUGUCCUGUAUGUGAAAAAUCUUUUUCAGAAGACCGAUUGAUAAAGUCACAUAUCAAGACUAAUCAUCCAGAGGUCUCCAUGAAUACCAUUUCUGAGGUUCUUGGGAGAAGAGUCCAGCUCAAAGGGCUAAUUGGAAAGCGAGCCAUGAAAUGCCCAUAUUGUGAUUUCUAUUUCAUGAAGAAUGGCUCAGACCUUCAGCGGCACAUCUGGGCUCAUGAGGGUGUGAAGCCCUUCAAAUGUUCUUUAUGUGAAUAUGCAACACGUAGCAAGAGCAACCUCAAGGCUCAUAUGAAUCGUCACAGCACUGAGAAGACCCACCUCUGUGACAUGUGUGGCAAGAAAUUCAAGUCCAAGGGAACACUGAAAAGUCAUAAGCUCCUUCACACAUCUGAUGGCAGAUAUAUCAAAGCAGGAAACAGCAUGGAGUUGGCAUGGGCCUUACACUGCUGGCCCCUGCUGCACCCAACUGGAGUGAAUGGCUACCCAUGGGCCUUACACUGCUGGCGCCUGCUGCACCCGGCUGGACUGAAUGGUUACCCAUUUUCAGCUGCUCUGGUGAGAAACCAGGUCAGUUUGGACAGCCUUAUUCUCACUCAGAAAAGAUGCGUUAGCACGCUGUCAUACUCUCUUCUUCGUGAGCUAGAACUCACCCUCUACUCCACAGCUCACAGUGCCCUUUUUUGUCUGUAACACUGUCCUGUCUUGCCUCUGUUCAUUUUUUUUUAAUACAACAUAUUUGUUUCAUCAGAUGUAUAUAAAAGGAAAGGGAACAAAUUCGAUGAUUUCCUAAAAUGUGCUCCUGUGUGAAGCCGUCUCCUCUGCUCGGGUCUGACAGGGAGAUAGCAUCCCAUGCUUUUCACCCAGCUUGCUGCCCCUUCCUUCAGGUGCUCUGAAGAUGACAACUCCAUUUCCAGAUGGUCCCCCAGGCUGUCACCUCUGCUCUGCUAGUUUAGUCUCUGAUGCUCUCUGGGCCCCUGGAAAAGUGUCUGUUGGCCUCAUCACCUGGGAAUUGUGACAUUCUUUCUGAGGGCUUUGAGAAUUCCACUCUCAGCUGGAGCCAUUCAGGUCUUGGUGGUCCCUGCUUUUGUUUACACUGGCCUGCUGUAACUCAGCUCUGUCUGCUGUCCUGGUACUCCUAUGUAGGUUAUUCCUUAACAGGACAAUACAGCAUCAGGGUCCUCCCUCGGAAGUGAAAGUGGGCUUUGGUCAUACUUAUGCCCGAUAGUUCUGCCUUUGAUCAUGAUGGGCACCAUAACCAGUUACAAAGCAGACUUUUAUUUAAAAUAGUUUUGGUUACUCUUCUGUAGAUCAACCAUAAACAACCCAAGCUUUGUUUGAAAAUAUACCCUACUAAAUCCCAAUCCUGUGUAUGAUAAUUCAAACAAAAGGGUUUUGGCUGUGCUGGGGAAUGGACAAACCACUCUCCUGUUGAACUCCAAGCCCACCCCCUCGGGCAGAAUAGUUUUGAAGGCAUUUGGAAAGCUAAUCAAACUGCAUGCACAUACCAAAACCACCCAUUCUUAACUGAAAUGACAUGAGUGGUAGGACAGUUUAUACCCGUGUGCGCCGUGUGCUCUGUAACCACUGCUAAACCCUGUUGGACAGCAUCUGGCUGCUAGACAUAUUUCAAUUUCACAGAUAAGAUUUGAAAAAUACGUAUCUCAGAACUGAUGAAAGAACAUAGUUAAUGUAGAUGUGAGCAUGAGCCCAGGGAAGAGAACUUGUCCUUGCCAUCUCUGUUUUUCAGGGAAUGCAGUGGCCUCCUUGCUGUUGAUCCUCUUCUGCCCUUUGCCCUAGGGUCCUUUCUCCUGCCAGCAGCCAGUAACCCUACUGCAGCAGAGGCUAGCUCUGUCAUUUUGGGUCCACAGCCCUACCUCCAAUAUAGCUAUCCACAUUCUUCUCUUCUCCUCCUCCCCUCCCCUCU